AUGGACUACUCCGCGCUCGCCUCCGACACUGGCGGCUUCGGGGACGACCCCACCGAGCAGCCCUUCGCCGGCGUGCAGCACACACACACCUCCUACACGCCCCACCACCACCACCACGACGACACCGACCCGCCGUUCACGCCGGGCCCGUUCAACCCCAGCAUGGACGACCAUGGCGGCUUCGGGCAGCCCCAGCACAUCAUCCAGCACCAUCAGGACGAUGGCUUCCGCAGUCCUGGCUUUGCCCCAGAGACGCCCCGCUUCCCCUCCACUGCAGCAGCAGCAGCAGCAGCAGCAGCCCCGCAGCAGGAACAACAGCAGCCCCAGCAGCCCCAGCAGCCCCAGCAGCACCAAGAGGAGGACGUCGAGCAUCACCAUGAGGAGGAGCAUCACCCGCAGGCCCCGCCGCCCCAGCAGCAGCAGCAGCAGCAGCAGCCCCAGCAGCAGAACCGCCCCCAGCACCGUCUCCAGGCAAAGAUCACCGCCCUCGAACGCACCGGCCGCAAGGACCUCAUCCUCAAAUUCGACGUCCACACAAACCUGCCAAAGUUCCGCACGACGCAGUUCCGCGACGUGCGCCGCACGCACCCCGAGUUCCAGAAGCUGGCAAACCACCUCCUCUCCAGCAACCCAGAGUGCAUCGUGCCGGCCGUGCCCCCGCCCGCGACAAGCGCAGGCGUCGGCACAGAGGAGGACGAGGCCCGCGUCAAGGCCGCAAUGCAGCGCUGGCUCAACACCGUCUGCAGCAACGACGUGCUCAUCCGCGACGAGGAGAUCGUCUUCUUUGUCGAGUCGGACUUUGGCUACAGCCCCGUCGUCCGCCGCAAGCAGCCCGCCACGGGCGUGCGCCGCCGCGUAAUCAAGCAGUUUGCGCCCCCGCCCGACGACACUCCAGAGCUCGAGCAGGCCCGCCCCGUCGUCAAGGCAUUCUACCUCGGCGCCAUGGAGACGGGCCAGAAAGUCGACCGCGUCGUCAAGUCGCGGCGCGGCGUCGGCCUCGCCGAGUCCGAGCUCGGCAUCCGUCUCUUUGCGCUCUCACAAACCGAGACGCACAACGGCAUGUCCAACGCGCUGCGCAAGCUCGGGAAAACCAUCCAGUCCGUCGGCGACUACCACGCCGCGCAGGCCACCGCCGAGGCCACAACCCUCGGCGACCCGCUCAACUACCACUCAUCCGACGCAUUCAUCGUCAAGGAAACACUCACCAACCGCCAACUGCUCAUGCGCGAGCUCGAAGCCGCCCGAAAGGACACCCGCUCAAAACUCCAGACCGUCGAGGUGCUCAAAUCCAAAGGCGCAAUCAAGCGCGACAAGGCCGACGAAGCGCUGCAAGCCCUCGAGGAGGCAAAAGGCACAGAGACACACCUCGAGAACAAGGUCAAGCGCGUGACUACAAACCUGGUCCUCGAGCGCCGCCGCUGGUUCGCACGGACCGCGCGGGAGGCGAGGUGUAGUAUCCGCGACUACUGCCUGCGGCAGAUUGAGGCCGAGCGACGCACGCUGGCGACGCUGGAGAGCGUGAGGCCGGAUAUACGCGCCAUUGAUGCGAGCGGGGGGUUGAGUCGGUUGGGGCGCGAUGCGCCGCCGACGAGUAGGAGGGCCAGUUUGAGGGUGAGUCAGGGGCCGGCGGGGGAUGCGUGGAGCGGCGUGCAGAGGGUGCCGGGGGUGCAGAGGGUUCCCGGGGGAUUGGGGGGGUUGGGGGGAAUGGGUGGGCUGGGUGGAUUGGAGGGGAAUGGAGUGGGGGGGGUGGUGAAGGAGGUUGAGGAGGAGGGGUUGGGCGUGGGGGAUGAGGAUAGGUUGGAUGCGAAGAAUGCGGCGAGUCGGUUGGCGGGGAGUACGUUUUAG
Morchella importuna is the source of this 1845-nucleotide messenger RNA. RefSeq lists its product as uncharacterized. The transcript is spliced from 2 exons. Gene Ontology annotation, molecular function: phosphatidylinositol-3-phosphate binding. The record is from RefSeq and is a predicted model, not a curated record. Lineage: Eukaryota; Fungi; Ascomycota; Pezizomycetes; Pezizales; Morchellaceae. Bases 1 to 1845 code for a protein of 614 amino acids. Gene Ontology annotation, cellular component: retromer complex; retromer, tubulation complex; endosome. Gene Ontology annotation, biological process: intracellular protein transport; retrograde transport, endosome to Golgi.